Molecule: messenger RNA, 1872 nt
Organism: Syngnathoides biaculeatus (alligator pipefish)
Lineage: Eukaryota; Metazoa; Chordata; Actinopteri; Syngnathiformes; Syngnathidae
Product: histone H3.3A
Exons: 4
Coding region: 375-785 (136 amino acids)
Cellular component (GO): nucleosome
Molecular function (GO): structural constituent of chromatin; protein heterodimerization activity; DNA binding
Source: RefSeq, a predicted model, not a curated record
UAACUAAAGUAACUUUCUCGCCUUCAUUUUACUACCGGAAAACACACUAUGCGGAUUAUUUACAAAAAUAAAGGGGGGGGGGGGAGCAGCAAACUAAAUUCGAACAGCAAGGGUGGUGUUGUUUCACAAACGUAAGCAAUUGCGGUCAAACAUGCUUUGAAUAGUUUGACAAUCUCGAGUCAAGCCCAAAUUGAAAGUGACCGGACCAAAAUGACUCGAAUACUGGCGGUUGCUUUUCGGGCCACUUGAUUGAUGCGGCGGCCAUUUUACCCGCUGGACGUUACCUCUCAUUGUGGAUACGAAGAAGAAAAUAGACAAGCGAAAGCUUUCUCCUCACUUCUGUUCACUUUUCUUCGAGGGGAUCUUAAGCAGCAAUGGCCCGUACUAAGCAGACUGCCCGUAAGUCCACUGGAGGCAAAGCUCCACGUAAACAGCUGGCUACUAAGGCUGCCCGCAAGAGCGCCCCAUCCACUGGAGGGGUGAAGAAGCCCCAUCGCUACAGGCCUGGUACUGUUGCACUACGUGAAAUCCGUCGUUACCAGAAGUCCACCGAGCUUCUGAUCCGCAAGUUGCCCUUCCAGCGCUUGGUGAGAGAAAUCGCCCAGGACUUUAAGACGGAUCUGCGUUUCCAGAGUGCAGCCAUUGGCGCGCUGCAGGAAGCCAGCGAGGCCUAUCUGGUGGGUCUGUUUGAGGACACCAACCUCUGUGCCAUCCACGCCAAACGCGUCACCAUCAUGCCCAAAGACAUCCAGCUGGCACGUCGCAUCCGCGGGGAGCGCGCAUAAAAGCUUUGACUUUGUCUUUCUACUUUUUAUCUGUCUUAGUCCAUCCCUCACCUGUUCCUCUCCCCUGGCUCCCUCUCUGCUGUGUUCGUAGUAUGUAGGGCAAACUGUUCCUAUUAUUCAUCAAGUGUGUAGUCGUAUUUUUCUUAGUGAUCUCAUUCAGAAAGCUUCUGUGAUACCCCCUUUCUGUGCAUAUAUCAACGCUUUGAUGAUGAGGCUGCCUCAUGGACACUCACAGGCUCCACACUCUCAGGUGGAGCGGAUACCAUGAUUUUGAGGAAAAACACUAAAACAUAGUAGUGUUAAUUUAAGCAGGGACAGAGAGAAGAUGUGGUGUUUUUCUGCCGUGGGAAUGAGCUUCCUGUGACUUCUUCCCAGCAGUGUGCUGGAUUCUCCGCCCUUGCGUACGUCUGCAUGAGUGUUAGCUCUGAUCACCGUAGAGAACUCUUAUUUAAUACAUCAACAUCUGUGGAGACAAUGUUUAGAAUACUGAUUGUUAUAGAUAUUCUUAAUAGUCCUUUUUUUGCCCCAAAUAACACUGUGGAUAUUUGUUUUACUGUAAUGCAAGGCAUGGAGGUGGGGAGAACAAUCCUAUUUUGACACAGAACAAACAAACUUAAACAGAUCUCAAAUAGACAAAACAUUGACCUCUCUGUGGAUGCUAUUUUCCUAUAAGAAAUGGACCUCAAUAUUUCUUUUGCGUUCCUUGAAGUGUUUUCGCCAAAGUUGAGAGAGUCAUUUAUGCUUUUACAGUAUUAUUGUAUUCUUGGCUUUCUUUUCCAGGAACCUUCUGUAAGAGGUUUAUACAGUUCUAAAAUGCAAAACUUUUUUUUUUUAUAAACAAUAUUAGAUGUAUGUUUCUUCAAACAAUAUUGUUCCCCUCGCUAUCAUUGCCCACUCUUAUUCCAUUUGUUUUUGUCUCAAGGUCAUUUGAUCAUCUGUCUACUGUUUCGAAGGUCAAAUUGACACCCUACAACUUUUUAUCUUUUGCCCAGUUUCUAUUAUUGAAACAUUGUUGAUGUUUUAAUAAAGCAAUGUUUGUAAUUUCAAGGUUUGUCAUAUAAACUGGUAAUAAAUGGAUGUUACACAC